ACAGGUGACCGUGAACGAUGAAGGGAAAGGAAUGGCUCGACCUGGCACUCUUGUUGGUGUUCAGCGUUGCAAGAGCUACGUCUCAGUGCGUUUCGCCAUCGCCUCUUGGCCUCCAGCUAAUGGUGGAGUACGCGAGGUGGAGAUCCCUGGACCAGCUCGUCAUCUUCGACAACUUGAUACCCAAGAAAUGUCAGCGACUUUAUGCCCGAUCAUUGAUGUCCUGCUGCAGCGAGAAAGGGAUGAAAAUAUCGAUACAUACAACGCUCGACGAACACCUCACAGAUAUUUUGCCGCAAGUAUUUUUGAUCCGAAGACACCGCGUUGGGACGGUAAUUUUUACGGACGGGCUAAACCUGACAUCGCCCGACAAUAUCCUGCUGUUGGCCUCGCAGAAGCAACUCUUCAAUUACUACAUCUCAUGGCUGAUAGUGGCAACAAAACGCAACGACGCGAUAAUUGACACCCUUCUCCGUGUUCUCAACAUCGGUAUCGACAGCGACCUCAUUGUCGCGACUUCACCUCUCUCUACAUCCCAGGCUCUAAACGUGACAAAUCAAUAUCUGAACAGGACGUGCACUGGACUGCAAAGAUAUGCGAAAGACUAUCGAGCGCCAAAAAUGCGGCGUACUAAAAACCGCGAAAAUUCAACGUACAACCUGGAUUAUGUUGUCCAGGAAAAUAAGACUGUUUCUUUCUACUUGUGCCACGUCUACAAGAUAAGAAACUCGGAGAAUUCGAGCCUUGUAAUCGACCCUCUGGGAUCGUGGAAUCCCGGCACCUACACGCUCAGGCUACCGGUCAGCGUAGAGCUGAGAAACAAUUUUCACGGCUUUCCGUUACUCGUUGGAAUUUUGAACUCCAGCAGCGAAGUACAGCCCGAUAACAUUGACGAGGAAGAGAUGGACGACAUCCUGCCCCUCUUGGACAUCAUGGCUUUCGUUGUCAGCGGCAUUAAUGCCAGCAUAGAGCUGGUGCCCCAUGAUAAACUUGGAACCGUGGUGAACAAAGCUUGGAGUCAUCUUCUUGGCGAUGUCGUUUCUGGAGUCGUUGACAUAGGACUGGGAAACAUAAACGUGAACGACGAACGUCAGCGAGGCAUGAGCUUCACGCAUCCCAUCAUUCAGUCAAUGAGAAACAUUUACUUCCAUCCCCCGGAAUCUGGUUCCAUGAGAGAUAUCUUUUUACAACCGUUCAACAAUCGACUGCUCGGAUGCGUCGCUGUUACCUGCAUCCUAAUGGUGCUAGCAAUGACGGCAAUAAAUUACGCAGGGAAACUCGCUCUCAGCGAUGAAACAGAAACCCGUACUGGAUUGGGUGAAGCAGGAUUAUGGUGCAUCGGCAUCAUGUGCAUGCAAGGGUCACCUUGGAGUCCCCGAAGUCCAUCUGGAAAGAUAGCGCUUUUAAGCUGCCUGAUAUUUGCACUCGUUAUUUACAACGCGUACGCCGGUUUCAUCACGUCAAUACUUUCGGUCCAAGCUGUGGGAAUCAAGUCAUUGGCGGACCUUCUUUUCAACAACUACAAACUCGGGUACAGUGGAAACGACGACGAGUAUAUACGGAAUGCAAACGACAGUAAUCUGCGUGAGCUGUACAUCAAGGCUUUCAAUGGUCGCGAGGCUGGGGUAGACACCACUUCCGGUCUGCAAAAAGCUGCGAAAGGUGGUUACGGAUUUUUCGUAAGUGCAAGAUUGGCUCGGCGGGCUCUCCGCACGACUCUUCUUCACAAUCGAUGCUCCCUCAAGGAGCUUGUAAUUCCCCAGACCUUCACAGUCGUCGCUUUACCAAUGGCCCACACCUGUCCCUACAAGAAGAUCAUCACUCAUAGCAUAAUGCGAAUUAGCGAGGUCGGAGUGUUGAGCCGAAUAAGCGAGAGGAUGCUGCCGAGAAUGCCGCAGUGCGAGGCCCCGACAACCUUCCACAGCGCUCGUCUGGCCGACGUUUACUCCGCAUUUGUCAUCCUCGUUACCGGGGUGAUAACUGCCCUUGCUCUAGGAAUAUUCGAACGAGUUUGGAGCCAGCGAAAAUCGGUUCGAGAAAAACUCACCCGAGCGAUCCACGUUCACCGGCGAGAAGGUCACGGCCACGGCCACGGCCAAGCGAACGACGCGGUAUCGACCUCUCGGAAGAAGGUCAAGGAAGAUUACCUUGAGGAUUCGGAAAACGUGCUCUCUCAGGAACUUGGGCGACGUGUUUUCACCUCGAGUGCUGCUGUCGGAUCACCGAGAAUCGGUUUACAGGGAACAAGCGCCGGGGGCGAUUUUUCCAUCGCAGGGAGACUUCGGAGCCGCGGGUUAUUCCCGACUCCGGGUAUCCUCGGAUCGUCAGAUUUUUCAGGCCUGAAAUUAUCAUCGCCAAGAAGACGGAGCAACGUUGCAUUGUCCCCUGUGGACGAUCAGGUUUCCGGCAGCAACGAGAAUCCGGAACCUAUUAUUCCCUUCCACGUUUAAUGACUCGUGAAUCAAA
Neodiprion fabricii is the source of this 2463-nucleotide messenger RNA. RefSeq names its product glutamate receptor ionotropic, delta-2-like. Gene Ontology annotation, molecular function: ligand-gated monoatomic ion channel activity. The transcript is spliced from 9 exons. The coding region runs from base 18 to 2447 and encodes 809 amino acids. Gene Ontology annotation, cellular component: membrane. The record is from RefSeq and is a predicted model, not a curated record. NCBI's taxonomy places the organism in Eukaryota, Metazoa, Arthropoda, Insecta, Hymenoptera, Diprionidae.